Molecule: messenger RNA, 1903 nt
Organism: Xenopus laevis (African clawed frog)
Lineage: Eukaryota; Metazoa; Chordata; Amphibia; Anura; Pipidae
Gene: utp15.S
Product: UTP15, small subunit processome component S homeolog
Exons: 13
Coding region: 231-1772 (513 amino acids)
Biological process (GO): positive regulation of transcription by RNA polymerase I; rRNA processing
Cellular component (GO): nucleolus
Source: RefSeq, a predicted model, not a curated record
UGAAAGAUCCACGCGCUGGUUGGGCACCGGCUUCUGACGUAUUACCACUGCGCCUGCACCGGAAGUGCGUCACCAACUAAGAUGGCGGCUUGCAGCUAUCAUUCCUGCAACGUGACUCCCCGUGUGUGAAACCAAGAUCAAGCGUCAGAGCCGGGCGCUGUGCUCUGGUGUCUUUAAGAGGUGCAUUUUAUUUUAUUUGGUUUGGGAUACAUCAUUUGUAAGUGGGAAAAAUGUCAAGUUACAAGCCUGUAGCCAUCCCCACUUACCCCAAGCUUGGCGAGAAGAUAACACAGGAUACUUUGUACUGGAAGCGUUACAAGACACCAGUUCAGAUUAAAGAGUUUGGAGCAGUAACAAAAAUCCACUUUUCACCUAUUCAGCCCUGCAGCUAUGCUGUAACUUCAUCCACACGGAUUCACCUGUAUGGACAGUACUCUCAGGAACCAAUGAAAACCUUCUCUCGCUUCAAAGACACUGCCUAUUGUGGGACAUAUCGGGGAGAUGGGAAGCUUCUUGGUGCUGGCUGUGAAGAUAGUGUUGUCCAGCUCUUUGAUAUCAGUGGGAAAGCUGCACUUAGACAGUUUUCUGGCCAUAGCAAAGCUGUACACUUUGUAGACUUUACCUCGGAUAAGUAUCAUAUUGUGUCUGGUUCAGAUGACUACACAUCCAAACUCUGGGAUAUUCCGAAUGGCAUAGAAAUCACUAGCUACAAGGAGCACACAGACUAUAUUCGAUGUGGCUGCACUAGCCCACUGAAUAAUGAUUUGUUUGCUACAGGUUCGUAUGAUCAUACCAUUAAGGUAUUUGAUGGGCGAACAGACCAGAGUGUAAUGAGUAUGGAUCAUGGGCAGCCUGUGGAGAGUGUGCUUCUCUUCCCUUCUGGGGGACUCCUUGUUUCUGCAGGUGGCCGAUAUGUUAAGGUGUGGGACAUACUUAAGGGAGGGCAGUUGCUGGUGUCAUUAAGAAAUCAUCACAAAACCGUAACAUGUCUCAGUCUUAGCAGCUCUGGCCAAAGGCUGUUGUCUGGCUCAUUGGACAGGCAUGUAAAGGUCUACAGCACAAUGAACUACAAAGUAGUUCACAGCUUUGAUUAUGCAGCUUCAAUACUGAGCCUGGCUUUGGCACCAGAUGACCAAAUAAUUGCGGUAGGAAUGACCAAUGGUGUGUUGAACAUUAAACAUCGGAAACCUGAAGAGAAAAAAACAUUGCAAUCCACAGCAAAGAGGCACCCACGAUACAGAGUGUUUGUGAGAGGCAAAGACUACAUGCCCAAGCAGGACGACAUCUUUGUCAGUAAACCCGUAAAAGCGCACUUGACAAAGUACGACGCGUUGCUAAAAGGUUUUCACAUGUCGAAAGCACUUGAUGCUGCGUUACAGGUUCGAAUGAAAAGACCUGAAGUUACCGUUGCAGUCAUGAAUGAACUUAAAAGAAGGGGAACUCUUAAGAAUGCUCUUGCUGGAAGAGAUGAGAAGGAGUUGAGUGACCUGCUCAUUUUCCUUCUCAAACAUCUGAUAAAUCCCCAGUUUCUGCCGAUUUUAUUAAAUGUGGCAGAACACAUUAUAGAUAUCUACUCUCCUGUUGUAGGCCAGUCUUCUGUAAUCCAUAAACAAUUCAUAAGGCUUCAAGAAGUGGUAGAAAAAGAAAUUAACUACGGGGAGGAACUCUUAAAAAUAUUGGGCAUGAUGGACACACUGUUUGCCACAAUGACAACGAAAAAAGAGAGCCCGUGGGAGGAACCCAAACCAAUUCUCUCUCUCAAUUCCCAGUAAUGGAAUGAAAGAUUGGACAUUUUUAUCCAGUGGAUUAUCUGGUGGCUAGCCAAUCAACUUUGGCUUACCUUUUGUACUAUAUUUUAAUACAAGCAUCACCAGAAACUGCAUCUACUUAUACAAAAUGUAUA